AUGAAGAGCCGAGUUUGUGCGAAGUGUUCUGAAGGAACGCCCAACGCUGCCGAAAAGGUGGUGGAUAACAGAAAAAAAUUUACCAAAAUGCAAAAUGAGACAAAAGAUGAAUCUGAAUCAGAAAAUGAAGUUAUGGAUCCCAUCAUGUCCAGAAUAGCCCAAUCAAUGGUCUCUAAACUUGAGAUCCCAGACACAGCACAGCAAAUCAUCUCUAAGAUUGAGCAAGCAAAACUCUUUCGAGCCAGACAGGACAUUAGUGUGCAGCUCAGUGACAUAAUGCAAAGUGUGCAGCAGACAAUCGAUCGCUACACUGUUGGUGUGAUCCUGCACCCUGGAGAGAAAAUCUCCUAUGUAGAAUAUAAGAGACGAAGAAUGAAUUUGCUGGAGAAAAUAGCUGCUUAUGCUAAUUCUGCUGAAAUUAAAGAAAAUAUUCUUGUCCAUAUCCUGGCAUGGUUGGAAGAAUGGAAUGGCAUUUUGUCUGAGAUGACUGCAGUUGAUACGGGUGACCACUACCACUGGAUAGCACAAAUGGAGAUUUUACCAGAAACAUUCAAAGCCAUUGAGAACAAUGUCAAGAUACUGAUUAGAAUUAGUACCUCUUUGCUCGAAGUAAAGAAGAGCCAAAUGAAAAAAAUAACAUCUAGAACUCUGUGGAAAUCUUGGAAAGAAAGAGUUAUAAAGCGACCUGCAACAGCCCAUGCUUUAAGACCAGAUCAGAUGAUUAGUGACGACAUCGCAAGAAAUAUAAAGGUUGCAGAAAUCCAAGGUAUGCUACAGGAACUCAUAGAUACUGCAAUGUUCACUAAAUUGGAAAACAGUGCUAUUAAAUACAUAUCAUCAACAAUAGUAAACCUUUCUAAAGCACUGAGUGCACUAAAUGAUGAAGUAAAACUUAUUAACUUCCAAAGUGCCAGUGUGUAUAUAAAUGAGACCAAUGAAAGAGAAAAAGAGCUCUCCCAGAAGAUAAUAAAAGAUCUCAGUGAAAAUAAUGUAAUGCUUCAGCAGAAACUUCAAGAUGCAGAAGAAAAAUGUGACCAACUUAUUCGAUCCAAAGUAGCUACAGUGUCACCCACAUCAACCUUGAAAAUAUUAUCUGAGCUUUCUCCACAAUCACCCAGGGCCAUUAGCAAAGCUGAUAAAGAAGAGAGUAUAGACAGUAUUUUGGCUAAACAAUUUGAAAAUAUUAUAAAUGAGGCCCCCAGAAAAGGUAUCAGAGCCUCAGGAAUCAAGUGGGACUCAGCUAUGUUAUAUACAGCCCAAGUUAAAAUGACUCCAGAUUUAAUUGGACAGCAAUCCCCUUUACCUGAGCAAAACCAGAAAACACCUAAAAAUAUCACUGAAGAUAAGGUAUUACUAAAGAAACAUGUUGUCUAUCAGAAAGACGGGACUGAUGAGUAUCAACCACCAAAAAGAGGGCGUAUAAGAAGCACAUCUCUGCCGGAUACCUCUUUAUCAAAUCUGAGUGAAGAUAAAGGUAAAAAGAUGGUCUCAGAACCCAAAGUUGAUUACCAGUUUGAGCUACAAGCACUGGAAAAGAAGAGUAAAGAAAUAACAUCCUUUUCUGAAGCCAAAUCAAGGUCAUCCACUGAAUCAAAAGAUCAACACGUCCCUGCUGAUUUCCCUUCUACUAACAUAAAGAGCCCAGGUGGCAAAAGUGGAACUAGUAGUUCAUGGGAACGAGUCAGGAAGCUCAAACCUGAAUAUUUACUUGGGAAAAGCCAAGUUUCUUCAGAGAAUAAAGAGGAGCCCACCCCUGAGUCAAUAGAUGAGAGCAAAAGUGAGAUCAGCACCACAGAGCCAUUCAGGUUGACUGAACGGGAUCAUCCCUCUGCGAAAAUGAAAACAAAAGGAAAGAAAUAUCAAAUCUCUCCAGAAACUACCAAAAGCAAAGAAGGAAAAACAGGAGAGAAGGACACAUCAGUCAUCACCAAGAAGUUCAAGUCUCAUGAACUUGUUAAAUCACAAUCUAGAAUAACUGAAGGGACUUCAGAAUCUACCAGAGGUCUAGGAAGUUCACAUGGCAAAAGUGAACAGAAUAACCUGGAAAAAUUUCAGAAAGCCAUAAUGGCUUUCCUGAAAGAGAAAACUGAUCACAUAGAAAAGCCUUUGGAUGAAAAAACUGUGCCAGAAAAGGAGUUAUUACUUCAUAAAGCAGAAGUAGAAAAAUUAGAAAUCAUAAAGGCAAAAAUAGAGGAAUAUUUCCAAAGUGUGGCUAAAACGGUGAUAAAAAUCUUGAGACAAUACAAAGAUAUAAAAUAUGCAGGACAAGUUGGAGAGAAGAAACCUAUGAAACAAAAACAGGUAGUCUCAUAUAUGCCAGGAUUGCAUAUUCAGAAGCCAAUUAGUGCAAAUUCUAAAAUUAGCACCUUACUCUCAGAUGAGAGCGUGGACCCAGUAGUUCACAGUUUAAUAGAAAUGAUUUUGACUGAAAUAGAAAGUGAAAGAGAUGCUCCAGUAGUCUCAAUAGCAGGGAUACACCACAAGGAAAAGGAAAAACAAAGACAGGAGGAAUAUCUGCAAAAGGGUCAAGAAAACAAUUUUUAUAUAAAUCUUAAAGACCAGUUGGAAGAAAAAAGGAAUCUCUGGGAGAAGAGCCAUAAUAUGAUAAAAAAGAAUUUGAAGGAGGAGAAAGCAUGGUUCCAGAUAGAGGAAGGAGAGAAAAAGCAACAGAAGAAUCGGUGGCAGGAGGAAGAGGUGUGGGAGGAACAGCAAAAACAGAGGAUAGAAAAGCAGAGUGAGCAAGAUGAGCGGCAAAAUCAAAUGGAAGAGGAGGAAGAAGAGCGGCAAAAGCAAAAGCAACAGCAGCUGGAAGCAUGGGAGCAAACAGUGAAAACGCAAGGGGUGCCCUUGGAGAAGAAGGGACAGCAGAUGAGACAGGUUCAGAAGGAAGUGAAACAUCUACAGCUGGAAAGCAGUUGGGAGAGAGAGGAGGAGAAGCAGAAGCCAAGGAGAAAGGUAGAAGACCAUAAAAGGCAGUUGCAGAAAAAAGGAAGGUAUCCAAUAAAGAUGGAGGAGGAAAACUCAGAAGCACUAAAAGAGAUAUUCAGCCACACCUCAGUGCCACUGUCUCCUAGGAGGAAGAAGAGAUGGAAAGAUGCAUUCCAGUUAUACAAACCACAAGAGUCCCACGGGAAUCUUCAGACAUUAGAGAGUCUUGCUGAAGAAGAGCACCCCAUACCAGUCAUUCUUCCCACCCCCGCACAGGCUCCCUCACCUGGGCCCUAUCCUAUUUCUGGACGGUCUCCCACAAAGUCCAUCGCUGUCACCCCUGAGCAGGCCCAGAGACUGGGAAUCACUGUCACCCCUCAGCAGGCCCAGGCCCAGAGGAUCAUUCUCACUCCUCAACAGGCCCAACCACUUGGAGUCACCGUCACCCCUGAGCGGACCCAGGCACUUGGGGUCACUGUCACCCCUCAGCAGGCCCAGGAGCUUGGGGUCACUGUCACCCCUCAGCAGGCCCAGGCGCUUGGGGUCACUGUCACCCCUCAGCAGGCACAGGCACAGGGCAUCACUCUUACUGCUGAGCAGUUCAAGGCACUGGUGGUCUCUCUCACUCCUGAAAAAUUGCAGCAUCUGGGAGUCAUACUCACACGUGAGCAAGUCCAAGCAUUGAGGUCUCCUCUCUCUCCUGAACAAGACUGGACACUGAGAGGCCUCAUUACCUCUAGCCAGGACCAGACACUGAAGGCAUCGGUCACUUCUGAACAGACGUGGGCAAUGCAGAUCCCUGUAACCACUCAACAGGCCCAGAAAUCUGUUGUCCUUAUAACUCCAGGACAGGACGAGGCAUUGGGAGUCGCUGUCACACCACAGCAGACCCAGGCAUUGCAGGACCUUCUUCCAGAACAGGCACAGGCACUGGAGUUGACUCAUACUCCUGAGAAAGUGCAGACUUUGGGUAUCACAUGUAUCCCUGAACAAACCCAAGCAGUGGGUACCACCCUCACCCCUGAGCAGGAACAAGCAUUAGGGGUCCCUCUUACCCUUGACCAGGCUCAGGCAUUAGAGACCUCUCUCACAGAAAAACAGGCCUGGAAACUGGGGGUCUCUAUCACUCCAGAAAUAGUUCAAGAAGUAUCAAACGUUCUUACUCUUAAGCAGAACCAAGCAUGGGGAGUCCCUAUUGCCCCCCCAAAUGCCUGGAUGUCAGCCGUCACUCUUACGCCUGAACAGACCCAGGCUUUGGGGGCCCCUCUCACCUCAGUGCAUGUCUUAGGCUCUCCCAUUACCCCUGAGCAAGUCCAACCUUUGGGAGCCCCCUUUACCCCAGGACAGGCCCAGCCCAUGGGUGUUACUCGCAUGUCUGAGCAGGACCUAAAAUCAAGAGCUCUUCUCACUAAUGAGCAGCCCUCACCACUCGGGGCUGAUCCCUCUUCAGGACAUACCCUGGAAGUUGGGAUCUCUUCUAUUACCGAUAAAUCCAUCAAACCAAGGGUUCCUCACAUUACUAAGCAGUCCCUCAUAUUCGCUCCUUCCACUCUUAGACCAUCUCAAGAAUCAAAGGCUUCUCUUCCCCCUGGGCAACCCAUGACAUCCAGAACUAGGCGACCCCUGGCAUUGUCUGUUCGUACUGCUGAGAAGUCCUCCAUGUUUGAGGUCUCUUCUACUCCUUUGCAGAUACCAAGGUCUCCUCUUACCCAAGCCCUCUUUGUCCCUGGGAAAUCCCUAGGAAUAGGGACUCCUUCUGACCCUAGGAAGCUCCCAGCACCGCAGACUUUUCCUUCCUCUAGACAGACCCUGGUCUCUAAGAGUCAAUUCACCUCUGUGCAGUUGCUAGCACCAGAGGUCCCUCCCACCCUGCCUGGGAAGCUCUCCAUAUCCGGGGCCCCUCCCACUCCAGGGCAGCUCCUUAUAGCUGGAGUCCCACCCACCACCUCUCAGAUUUCCACUGUCUGUGAUCCUCUCUCUCCUGGGAAGCCCUUCAUUCCUGGGGCUUCUUCCAUCCCCGGGGAGCUCAUGGAAUCUGGACCCUUAAUCCCCUCUGAGCAGCCCCAGGCAUUUCAGCCCUCUGCUACCUGCGAGCAAUCUCCCUAUCUACAAGCCCUUUCUACCCUUGGGCAGCAUCUGGCACCAUGGACUCUUCCUGGGCAAGCUUCCCCACUACAGAUCUCUUUCACCCCUGGGCAUCCCCCAACACUAUGGGCUCCCUCAACUCCUGGACAGCCCCAGAAGGAUUUGUCCUCUGCUGUUUCUAAAAAAAGUAAGAAAAGAUUGGAAACUAUUUCUUCUCUGAAAUUGCAAUCAACAUCGGUCCAUCCCAGUGCUCCAAGCUUCAAGGUACCUCAAGCCCCUUUUACCACUAAGAAGUUCCAAAUAUCAGAGGUCUCUGACACUCCUGAAGAAACCCAGAUACUCUCCGAUCCUUUUGCCAUGGAACAAUUUAGAACAUUUGAGUCCUAUCUCGCCAAUUAUAGGACACCAGUAUCACAAACCCCCUACAUUGAUAAAGGGACUCUUCCCACUCUCAUGAAGCCUAUGACAUUGCCGCCUGCUCUUAUUACUCAACUACCCCAAACAUCACAGACCGCACCUUCACUAUGGGACCAGAAAUCCCGAUUCCCCCCUAUAAACAAGCCGUGCAUACUGACUUCAGUUUCAGGUACCAAGAAAUCCACGAUAAUGGUACCCUCUCCUUCCUCUCCCCAAGAGCUCAAAGAGCAGAGGUAUUUUGUUGAUGUGGGGGCUCAGAGAAAGAACCUGAUACUCUUACAUCAGGCCACAGAAACUUCUGGACUUCUUUCAGAACUACAUACAACAGCUAGGGAUCUCAUAAUUGAGACCCUUCAUACGAACACAGUUCGGCUGGGAUACCUAUUCCGCAAAUACAUUGCCUAUAGGCUGAUCCAGCGUGCAAGAAACAACAUAAUCAAACGAUUACAAGCCAUCCGAAACAGUGGGAAAGGUUAUGAGAUGCAGAACCUCUAUAUAAUGCUGAGCAGAAUCGAUGACUACCAGAAAAAUGUGCUGGCCGUCUGGACCAAGAAGCAGAUGUCUCUAGAGCAGAAACGGAAUCAGUGCCUGAGGAAAAUGAUGUUCUUAUUCAGCCAGCUCCAAGAGAUGCAUAAAUUGAAUCUUAGUCAACCUAUCCCUUUGAUAAUCAACGAAAGACAGAUACCCGCUCCCACCAAAUUUGUUCAACAGCCAUUGCUAGAGCUACUAGAAAAGGACAGAAGAUCUGACAUACUCAAGAAAUUUAGACAGGAAGACCACAUGGAAGCCAUCUGGAAUGCUGAUCAGUCCACUUCAAGCUACCCAAUAACAGAGAAGACAUCAAUAAAUUCACGCUGGGCCCAGCUGGGUGGGUACCCAGCUAUUCCUAUGCUGCUCCAGUUAGAUGUUCAGUCUACUUUCAGAAAAUCUCUUGCGUCCAUCCAAUCACAGCUUAAGAAGAUUCCCAAGUGA
This is a messenger RNA of Rhinolophus ferrumequinum (greater horseshoe bat), 6402 nucleotides long. RefSeq names its product family with sequence similarity 186 member A (gene FAM186A). NCBI's taxonomy places the organism in Eukaryota, Metazoa, Chordata, Mammalia, Chiroptera, Rhinolophidae. The transcript is spliced from 10 exons. The record is from RefSeq and is a predicted model, not a curated record. The coding region runs from base 1 to 6402 and encodes 2133 amino acids.